This is a messenger RNA of Centropristis striata (black sea bass), 1698 nucleotides long. Its product is annotated as complement C1q subcomponent subunit B-like. Gene Ontology annotation, molecular function: protein binding. The coding region runs from base 127 to 843 and encodes 238 amino acids. The transcript is spliced from 5 exons. The record is from RefSeq and is a predicted model, not a curated record. NCBI's taxonomy places the organism in Eukaryota, Metazoa, Chordata, Actinopteri, Perciformes, Serranidae.
CUCUUGAACUGUUUCACUUCCUGUUUGGUUUGUUUUCUCCUGAUUUCUGUCUCUGCAGCAGGACGAUCUUCAGCUCUCCAUCAGCCGAUCACUCCGACACAAGACCAGCCACUGAUUUACCUGCAAAUGGCCCCCCGGUGGCUGAUCUGCAGUACUGCAGUGUUCCUGCUGGUCCUCCUCCCUCCGGUGGUCCCUCAGUGUGGGGGGAUCCCCGGCAUCCCCGGGAUCCCCGGCAGCCAUGGACCCAACGGGCUGAACGGAGCCAGAGGAGAGAAAGGAGACCCUGGUGAGGCGGGUCAUCCCGUCCGGGGCCAGAAGGGGAACCCAGGUAUGAGCGGGCCCCCGGGGCGGCCCGGGAUGAAGGGGGACCUGGGUCUUCCAGGACCUCCAGGUAAUGCAGGCCAGCCAGGAGAGAAGGGAAGACCCUACCACCCGUCCAACGUACAGAAAUCCUUCUUCUCCUACAAACUGGAGGCAACACAGCCACCAGAGCUAGACACCGCCAUCGACUUCAACAGGAAGAUUUUACCGGACCUGGACGAACAGUUCCAAGGAGUUUCUCUGACCAACGGGACGUUCAGGUGCACCGUCAGCGGCGUUUAUUUCUUCAGUUAUCACGUCUCAGCGAGGAGCAGAGUGUGUCUGCAGCUGGUGAAAGGCAACAUCGGCCUCAUGACGCUGUGCGACGUGUCGGAUGGUUUCCUGGUGACCUCGGGCUCGGCGGUGCUGCAGCUGGACGCCGGCGACACCGUGUCCCUGCAGCCGAACCAGUUCAACAGCAUCGUGACCAGCCAGAGCACCAGCAACACCUUCACCGGCUUCCUCAUCUUCCCAAACGCCUAGAGCUGCCGCCAGGAAACUCAUAACAUCAGAGCUGCCUAGUACACCUAGAACAUCACAGACUUUAUCAAUUCAACAUUUACAGCAAGUUAAUGACAUAUACGUUUUCUGUUUUGGUGCAAAGAUCUGCAGAAUUAAAUGAUUGGCUCAAUAGUUACAGUGCUAUGCUAAAAGAUCACAUCAGUGUUUUUCCUUUAACUUCAUACUGUAUAACAGGGAUGGGCAGCAUUAAUGCUGCAGGGCCUCAGUUUAUCAUGUUCACCACCACAGGGCCACAUAUAGGAGCAGCACUAACCAGAUAUGAUGAAACUGCAAUGUUAAAUAUGUUUGCAGUGCAGUAACUUAACAUAUUUCAUGCUCUAAUAAAUGUAUAACAGUAUAGAUAGGAAUACAAAAGGUUUGAAGCAAAUAAAAAAUAACCACUUACUUUUUUUGUGCAUUUUUAUUCUGCAUUUUUAAGAUUUCAUGCUCAAUGCAUGUAGUAGUACUGAGGGCCACUUCAGGUGAGGGUGCGGGCCGUAUGCGGCCCCCGGGCCUCAUGUUGCCCAUCCCUGCUGUAAAGUGUUUACAUUACUGAUUUUUCUAAAAUGAACCAAUUCAGCUUCCAUUCUGAUGUCGUGUUUUUGUUUGUUUCUACUCUACUUUUUUUUUUUUUUAAAGCUAGGUGAUAAUUUGCUCACCUUGAAAUCAGAUUAAACCUUUAAAAUGCUGUAAAACAAACGAAUAAAGUUGCUUCAUUGUUCACUGUGAUGGAUUUAUUGUUCCACACACUCAUUUUAAUUACAUAUAGUAUUUAUUUAAAUCAAGACUUUAAUGUUUUCCACACCUUUGAUUAAACACUUAUUCCUUUCAUUUGUA